UCUGUAUUUAAGAAGACUCGACACUAGCUAAUGAGGCCAUAAACUCGUGAGAAAAAUGUUUACUGAGAUGAUAAAACAAGUGAGAAGUGGGGUGUAGCCAUUAAAAGAAACUGACUUCUCUUUUGCAAUCUGUGGAGUCGCCCCCUGCUGGAGAUUAGAUACAUCAAGGUUUAAGGCAUUUCCGGUUUUACUUUUCGAGGCCUUGGGAGAUGCCCCUUGGUCGACAACAAGCUUCCAGGAUCUCAAGCAGGAUAACUAAAUAUAAAAGCAGCACGUGCGUUAAAAUUGGGCAACAUGAGUUUCUCGUACUGACGUAGGCUACUAAGCACCUGAACAGCACACGAAGGCAACAGAACAUGAACAUUUCCUGACGAUAUGACGCCCACCUGGAUAAUGGUGAAGCAGGCUCCAACCGAAGGGGCCAAGUCCAACCCGUCCAAACGGCAUCGGGACAGGUUGAACGGUGAGCUGGAGCGCUUGGCCAGCCUGCUGCCUUUCCCCGAGGAGGUCACCGCCAGUCUGGACAAACUCUCCAUCCUCCGCCUGAGUGUCAGCUACCUGCGGGCCAAGAACUUCUUCUCUGUUGCCCUGACCGGAGUGACUCCAGCUGCUGGGAAUGAAGACGACAGCAAAACAGCAGGAUCGGUGGAGACCAAGAUUCCUGAGGGGGAACUGUUGCUGCAGGCUCUCAACGGUUUUGUCAUGGUUCUCACUGCCAGUGGAACCAUCUUCUACUCCUCUCACACCAUCCAGGACUACUUGGGCUUCCACCAGACGGAUGUCAUGCACCAGAGUGUGUACGAGCUGGUCCACACGGAGGACCAACAGGAGCUCAGGAGAAACUUGCACUGGGCUUUGAAUCCUCCUCCUGCCACUGCAUCUGUCAUUACACAGGACUCCCCCCAAGAGAUGGAAUCAGACAGCAGCUCAUCUGUAGUCACCUACAACCCUGAGCAGCUUCCCCCGGAGAAUUCGUCCUUCCUAGAGAGGAGCUUUGUGUGUCGCUUCCGCUGCCUGCUGGACAACUCCUCCGGCUUUCUGGCUCUGAACAUCCAGGGCAGACUUAAGUUUCUGCAUGGACAGAACCAGCGGCAAGAAAACGGAGGAAAGACUCCGCCUCAGCUCGCCCUUUUUGCCAUUGCGACUCCUCUGCAGCCUCCAUCUAUCCUGGAGAUCAGGACCAAGAACAUGAUCUUCAGAACCAAACACAAGCUGGACUUCACACCCUUCGCCUGUGAUGCAAAGGGGAAGAUAGUGCUGGGGUACACAGAGGCUGAGCUGCGGGUACGAGGAUCUGGUUAUCAGUUUAUCCAUGCAGCAGAUAUGUUGUACUGCGCAGAGAACCAUGUCAGAAUGAUGAAGACUGGAGAGAGUGGUCUGACCGUGUUCAGGCUCCUCACCAAGGAGAAUCGCUGGAAAUGGGUCCAGGCCAACGCCAGGCUGGUGUACAAGAACGGCAAACCAGACUACAUCAUUGCCACCCAGAGGCCUCUUUUGGAUGAAGAGGGAGGAGAACACUUGCGUAAGCGCUCCAUGCAUCUACCCUUUACCUAUGCUACAGGCGAGGCCCUGCUCUACCAGUCCAACCAUCCUAUAGCUGUCUUUAGAGAUGAAGGUCAAGAGAAAAAUGGCAGUAAGUCAAAAAAGAGCCGUGCUGAAAGGCUGGUGAGGGAUGGUCUGGACCCUGGCUCUCUUCUGGGAGCACUUAUGAGUCAGGAUGAGUCGGUGUAUGUUUGUCAGCCAGACCUGGAGCCCAAAAUGUCAAUCCAUAGCUUCUUUGGUGACCAAAUGGGCUUCUCUGACUCAGAACCAACCAGCUUGCACAGGAGCUGGGACGAGCCGAGCAAUGGCGUGCUGGGUCCAGGCAUCACAGAGUCAGGCACCAGCUUUGAUCCGCUGCUGGCUACUAUGGACUCCCUCUCCCUGGACGGUCAAGCCGUUUGGGAUUCGGAUGAGGGGGGUUGUUCAAACAGCGAGCUGUUUGGAGCUCUGGAAGGGCUGGGCCUGAGUGCCGAGGACCUGGAGCUACUGCUGCUGGACGAACGGAUGAUCAGAAUUGAGAUGGACCCCGAACGUGUGCCCAGCUUGGACGACCUGCUGACAAACGAUGAGAUCCUCUCAUACAUCUACAACUCCAUAGAGGGGAGGGUUGAUUCAACCGAGCAUGGAGGACCGGUGCCUCCGAGUACUGCUUCAGCACCAGCCGCAAUCGUGUCGCUACCUGAAAGUAAUGCCACUUCUGACAGUAAUGUGCAAAUGCAGUUUCCCCCGGUGGGGCAGGCUCCCAUCGUUAAGCUGUCCCAGCAGAUGCAACAGCAUCUCAGCAUGCAAACAGGUAAAGUUGUGCAUGACUGGGGCCAGCAGAGCAACCAUUUGGCAACCACGAUAGUUAACGGGGAGUUGAAAUCCUUCACCAGUGGACAAUGGUCCGCCCAAAACAUUCUAGUCACUGCAGGGAUACAACUGGAACACUUUAAAACACAACCGAAUAUUUUCAACGGCAAGGCCUCAGAGCUGGACGGAGAGCUUCAUCAGCAGCAAAUUCAUCAGCGCUACCUGCAGCAGCAACCCAGGAUGCAGAACCAUCUCUCACAGCAGUGCCAAGCCAAACAGAAGGCAGCCAACCUCAACGGACUGUGUGGCGUCUCCAACACUGAGCAUUCGGCAGGGAAAUCCCUUUGGCAGGACUAUGGAUUCAGCGAGAGUCUGGGCAACAACGCCUGCAUUGAUAACGGCCAAAAACCUCUAACAAACACCUCACUAGAUUCUUGCAUGGAUUAUAACAUGCCUGGUGUUGACAUUGCGGAUUACACUGCCAGUGGAAGCGGUUUGUUUGGGAGGAGUGGACCGCAGCACGGGGACUCCACAGCGCCAUCCUUCCAGGGGAUACACCAUAAACAGCAACAGGAGCAGAUCCCAGUUCCUUUGGCUCAAGUCAUCUCCAGCUUGUCGCAGUGCCCACCCCCCAACGCCUCUCUGGAGCAGAUCCUGGGGGUAGGCAAGCCCUGCCGACAGUUGGACGCCUAUGGCAUGGUGACCUCUGAGAUUCCUCAUGACCCCAGUCCCAAUAAGAUGGAGGAUGGCUGCCUCCUGAACAGUACUUACCCAGGAGGCUGUGCUCUGCCUAAUAGAAAUGGAGUGGAGCCCCCUACUGUCCAGAUGCCGAGCCCUGAGACUUUGUCCAGCCUCCCAGACCCACCAGCCACCGGGUUCUACCUCUGACCAGCUGCCCAGCAACAGUCAUGCAGCAGGACUCUGUUAAUGGCCAGAAAGACACAAUGACUGGACCAGCCUUAUAAAUCUAGAUACCACAACAAACAAAGCUGAAUAAACGUAGGCCUAUAUGUUUUUUUCUUUCUUUUUGUUUUUGUUUCCAAUUUGUAUUUUAUUUUUGUGUGUGUAUGUAUGUUGUAUUUCAAGUCAUAUUAUCAUACGAGUCCUUCGUUUACAAUAAUGCAGUCAAGAGUGCUCAGUUGAGUUUAUUUCAAAUACUAGAGAGGUAAAUAUGAGUUUCAUAAAAUUGCGUUCAGAUACAACACGAAGCAGGAUUAAGAGUUUAAAGCAAAUAAAAAA
Messenger RNA from Etheostoma cragini (Arkansas darter), 3573 nucleotides. RefSeq names its product aryl hydrocarbon receptor-like. The record is from RefSeq and is a predicted model, not a curated record. Lineage: Eukaryota; Metazoa; Chordata; Actinopteri; Perciformes; Percidae. Gene Ontology annotation, molecular function: nuclear receptor activity; protein dimerization activity; transcription cis-regulatory region binding. Gene Ontology annotation, biological process: regulation of transcription by RNA polymerase II. Bases 376 to 3222 code for a protein of 948 amino acids. Gene Ontology annotation, cellular component: nucleus; aryl hydrocarbon receptor complex. The transcript has 12 exons.